GGAGCUGAUGUGGCCGUGUAUCUACGUCGACCUAAAAUACUAUGCCAAAACACUAGCUGGCGGUGGCGUGUCUUUGACACUGUUUUGAACUUGUGUUUCUUCUUCGUGCAUUUCAAACGAUGGCAACUGAAACGGAGCGGCAUAUGUUGGAGUUGGAGCUAUUAAAUGUUGAAGAACAGCUACUCUUACUGAAAUUACUGCAACGCAAAAAAGAGAAAAGACGUCGCAGAUGGUGUGUACAACCACAGAACCGACUGAGACCGGAAGAGGGUGAAUUUUCUGUGGUUGUCCGGUCACUGAGAGACAUGGACGAAGAAAUGCAUUUCAAGUAUUUUCGGAUGUCUGCAUUUAGGUUCGACGAUUUGGUUCGUCGCCUGCAACCAUAUAUCUCACAUCAAUCAACGCACAGUAUGCCAAUAGACAUUACUCAGAGACUGGCAAUCACGCUUCGCGUUUUAGCUUCAGGUGGAAGUCAACAUGCUGUAGCAGCAAGCUACAAACUGGCUGCAAGCACCCUGUCCUUCAUAGUUUCGGAGGUCUGUAAAGCUUUAUGGAAAGCACUACAGCCAGAAUUUCUUCCCUGUCCUUCAGCUGCACAAUGGAAAGGCAUUGCAGCUGAUUUUUGGCGAAUAUGGAAUUUUCCGAAUUGUGCCGGUAGCAUAGAUGGGAAACACGUGAAUAUCAAGGCACCACAGCGCAUCGGGAACAGCAAUUUUGUCCUGAUGGCUAUGUGUGAUGCCAGAUAUCGCUUUACCAUGGUGGAUAUAGGGGAACACGAACGGGAAAGUGAUGGGGGCAUUUUCAGUGACAGCCGUUUAGGUUCCAGGCUGCUUGAGCACAAACUGAACCUGCCCCCACCAGCCAAUCUUCAAGGAACAGAAGUCAGAAUCCCGCAUGUAGUCGUUGGUAAUGCUGCGUUCCCCCUACAUGACAACCUCAUGGGUCCCAUUCAAGGGACAAGGCUGUCUAGGGAAAAGCAGAUCUACAACUACCGCCACUCCAGAGCCUACCAGGUGAUCGACAACACAUUUGGCAUUUUGGUCGCGCGGUGGAGAAUCCUCGGUCGACCACUAGAAUUUCUGCCUGACAAAGCAGUGAACGUGGUUAAAGCGUGUAUCGCGCUACAUAACUUCCUUGCCUACAAUGAUGAAGUUAGCACACCUGUGAGCAAGUACAUCCCUGAGGAUUUUGCAGACUCGGACACUACUGGGUCGCCUCAGCCAGGUGAUUGGCGAGGAAUCGUAGCCGAGGACACGAAUCUUUUGGAACCACUAGACCCUGAAUACCUUUCAAGGUCUCGGCCCACCAAGACUGCCAUUGGUAUCAGAAACGAUCUGAUGGCGUUCUUUCUGUCAUCCCAUGGGCGCUUGCCAUGGCAGGACAACUGCGUGCCUUGGUCAACUUGGUUAGGAAGUUAUACUGGUUCAAAAUCGGAAGUAGUUGUAAGCCUGCAUUGAUGUUAAAGUUCUGUUACAAAAUCAAGUUGUCAUAUGCGGUAAUUUGUGCACAGUAACCUAGGCUACGAAGUGCAACGCUGUAAAACUCUGAAUUACUGUAUAUGCCCAGAAUGUUGUGGGUAAUAAAAAGCAAAGUGACAAAACAUUUAAAAAAUGUU
Molecule: messenger RNA, 1615 nt
Organism: Alosa alosa (allis shad)
Lineage: Eukaryota; Metazoa; Chordata; Actinopteri; Clupeiformes; Clupeidae
Product: putative nuclease HARBI1
Exons: 2
Coding region: 120-1457 (445 amino acids)
Source: RefSeq, a predicted model, not a curated record